AUGGUGAACCUCCUGCCUUCUGGACUGGUCAUGUUCUCUCCUUACGGCAUCGUGAGAUGGCUCAGAUUUAGCAUACGUGGACUCGGGCGUUUGGUGCUGAAGGGGUGCUUACAAAGCCACACGGUGCUGAGAUGCGAUGUAAUUCUUCAGCCAGGUGGUGGGCUGUCUCUCUGUGCCCCACACAGGUUUAGCAGACAUUGGCAUGUGGUUGUCAUGCGCUGCUCACAGGAGCGGUGCACAUUCAUGUGGUCACAGAACCCCUGUGCAAUUGUGACGGAACCUAAGAAAACUGCACGACUGUGCAAUCCGUGGAACUGCAGACCCACUUGGUGUUCUUACGAACCCGGUUACAUACAUGAAUGUUGUGGUCAGCUGAGCGGUUUUGAUUUAUUUUACCUUAAUAUAGUCCCAGGAUGCAAGGAGAGUAUUGUCCUGCCAUGGCUGAAACAAGUAGAAAUCUUCAUGGGCCAAAAAGAUCUUCUUUUUCGGAAGCUGUGUGCCUGCCUCUUAUUUAGAAUAAGCAGAUCCCGAAGGCUAGACAGCAAGGUAACUCAUUUUUGAACAAUAGUAAAAUAUUCAGAGUAAGGGAUGGCAGCGGUCACCCUCCACCAGAAGCUAGCUCUUGGUGCAAAAGGUUUGGGGCAGAACUGCUGGCUCAGUAGGUACGUUUCUAUGGGGACACCCUUGCUGCCAUUGGAAGUAUAAUAUGUUUGCAAAGUUACUUGCAAAAGGCACUUAUAAAAAAAGGUUUUAUCACAAUUGGGGCCACUGGGUCAGUUCACAAAUAAUAGGCUGUAGCAAGCACCCUGCACAACAGUAAAGGAUAUGAGAUUCUCAGUUUUUAAUUUUAAAAGUUUCUAGUCUUCAUGGGUACAAGUGUAGGCUUACAAAGAUUACGAUGGCAAUGCCAUAAAUUCCAUUGAACAAGAUUGACUGACUCACAUUGUAACCUGCCCCCAUCUCCAAAUAUGUCAUUUUAUUUUAUUUUUAUUAAUUUUUAUUUACAUACCACCCUAUGCCCAGGGGUCUCAGGGCAGUUCACAGAAUAAAAUCAAGAUAUAAAACCACAAAAUACAUAAUAAAAACAACAACCCAAUAGCUGCCCCAAAAAACCACAUAUUAGAGGGGCAUAGGAUUUAAAUCAGAUCAACCAAAGGCCUGGUUAAAAAGGAAUGUUGCUCAUGAAUGCUUUUGUUUGUUUGCGCAAUAGGAAAAGGCAAAAACUGGAAGCUGGGCAGUAGUACUCUGUCUGCUUAUAGGUAAAGUAAAGGUAAAGCGGCCCCUGACCGUUAGGUCCAGUCAUGACCGACUCUGGAGUCACGGCGCUCAUCUCGCUUUAUUGGCCGAGGGAGCCGGCGUACAGCUUCCGGGUCAUGUGGCCAGCAUGACUAAGCCACUUCUGGCGAACCACAGCAGCGCACGGAAACACCGUUUACUUUCCCGCCGGAGCGGUACCUAUUUAUCUACUUGCACGUGCUUUCAAACUGCCAGGUUGGCAGGAGCAGGGACCAAGCAAUGGGUGCUCACCCCGUUGCGGGGAUUCAAAUUGCCGACCUUCUGAUCAGCAAGCCCUAGGCUCAGUGGUUUAGACCACAGCACCACCCCUGCUUAUAGGUAACUAGAGUUAAACAUGCAGAGAUGUCAUCCCACCUUGCAGCCAGCAAAGCGGGCUCUGUAAACUGCAGGAGACCUGAGGAAGGCUGUGCCACGUGCUCAGGUUUGAUCACAUCGCCGAACAGUUGGCACGUUCUCUUCUGGUUGCAGAUUCCCAUACUUACAGGCUGUGCUGCACUUAAUCACUGUGUUAUCAGGGGUUGCAGCGUGGAGCGUUUUCCGCCCCUGCCAAACGCAUUAGCACAACAGCAGCUUUUUGCCUUGCGCUGAAAUAAACAUCGUAGUGUCACGUAGGAGUCGCUAUCUGGGCCCCAUUCCUUUAUAAUCCCGUAUUUGAUUCUUGCUCCAUUCAAACUGAUAUCAACAGUGUUUGAUUUGGUUCAAGCAGAUUAAAAACGGCUCCAAAAUAGCCAGGGUAAACAUUCAACUAAGCUGCGGUUUCUUCACUCUACUCCUUUCCCCCCACUCUGGCGUUCCUUGCCUACCCUUUUUCCUCUUCAAACUGAAGUGCCUUUCCUUCCCUCUUUGGAAAAUUCAGGUGCUGCGUUUAAGAGGAGAUCUAUAGUUGAGCAGUUUUCUAGGCAUCUGUAGAUGUGCUAUGUCACAUUUUUUUCUUUUUAAGGUAGAAUUCCAAGAGAGUUUGUGUACGCGUGUUUUUUGUUUAAAUAGGCAUUUACUGUAUUUUUCGCUCCAUAAGGCACACCUAGUUUUUAGAUGGGGAAAUCAAGAAAAAAAACCUUAUCCCCAGCCCCAAAGAGCAAAGAAGCCAGGAUGGAUCCUGCUCGCUCCCUUGGCUUUUGCUAUAGCCGCGCUCAGCCUCUCCCAGCUGGAGAGGUUGCGCAAGGCUUCCUUGGCUAAAGAGGAGGGGCUGCGCGCAGCUAUGGCAAUACCCCCACCUCCUGCAAAAGCCCACAGGAGCCGUGCAUCCCUUAAGGAGCACGCGGCUCCUGCGGGCUUUUCUACGAGGAGGGAGAAGGGACUGACUGGCCGCGUCAGUCCCUUCUCCCUCCUGGGGAAAAGCCCGCAGGAGCCGCACGGAGCUUGUGUGCGGCUCUUGGGGGCUUUUCCUGCCUGCCUCCCCCCUGCAUUUGCUUCAUAACACACACACAUUUCCCCUUACUUUUCCUUAGGAGGGAAAAAGUGCGUCUUAUGGAGCAAAAAAUACGGUAACUCUUUUAGGUUUCAGGGAGAUGGCAGGAGGGACAUCAUGAGAGCAAAUGAGCAAUUAGCACUAAAUAAUCAAGAGUCCAGCAAUCUGGCCUUCUCAGCUUGGAUGCCAAACUUCCUAAGCAAGAAAAGCAGAAGUCUCUCUUCUUUGGAAGCAACCAGUUCCAUUCAUUCCUUUUUCCCCAACCCCUGGUUACGUGCAACUAAGUAAAAGUGGCUGUUACAGUGAUGUUAUAGAGCCAUGGUUCCCAAUUGGUGGUCCACGGACCCCAGGGGUUUCAUAUACCUCCCCUGGGGAGCGUCAGUGGCACAAUUUGUAUGACAAAAACUACCACAGAGAUAUCAGCAUUUUCAAAAGUAGGAGGUCCAUGGCUUGGCUUUUGAAAAAACGGGGGAUCUACAGUACUUGGAUAAUUGGGAACCACUGUUAUAUGUUCAUGAACAUUCACAGCGUUGAGAGUUAUAAUCCGGAGUGACUUCGUACAAGUGCAUCAAAAGAACAUGAGUGGAGCUGAAACCGACAAAUUUUACUUUUCAAAGCCUUUUUGAUGGGAAAGGAAGUGACUGAAUUUCUAAUCUGCACCCAGUGGAAUUAUGUGCGCCUGGGGUGGGAAAGGGGUCUAGUGGCCACAAAGCCCAGCACCGUAACUCCCCCUUACCCACCCUAAACUCUCCUAAUCUGCUUAAUACAAUCCACGACUACGGAUGCUCCGCAGGCCCCAAGGUAGAGGUGCUACAGAAAGUAUCCCUGCAAAGCAAGUGGUAACAGGUGGCUCAAGUGAGUGAGCCAUUCCUUUCCACACUUCAGGCAAUGGCAACCAUCCACCCAAGUUGGCAAGUGGCCAAUGUGACAGUCUUUCUAGCCAGUUAUCCCAAGGAACGUGCUGGAGAGAUGCUUCCUUGAGCUGGCGGGACCACAGUUCAGACGCCAGGUUUGAAAUUCCAGCUUAUCCUUAGUGAAUGUAUCCGGUCCCGGCUCGCCCCUAAUAAUCUUAAUUCUAUAGGUACUGCAGGGAUUUCUGGGAGCAAAGAGAAGCGAUCCAUAGGGCAAGUGGUUAAUUAUUUCCCGGUUUGGCACUGUGCCGUCGGCCUUCCAGGCUGUUGACGCCAUGGAACCAAAGUUUAUCGUGUGUAGUUUUAGGUUCAAGGGAUUGAGAGCACAAAAGCGGGGGACACCCUUCUCUUUAUGCUGGCUAAACACACUUGUGUUGGAGAUAAAACUUCCCCCUGUUAUCUUGUUUCCUCUUCAAUCGACUUGCUGCCGCCGCACCAAGAGAUGUUUAAGAGCCCUGAAGUCUUUUUGCAAGCAAGGCUCUCCCUCUAGUGGUGGUAAAUGCGUUUUUCACCUUUUAAAGAUGUUCAGGUUUUGCCCUCCCCACUUCCAACCAAAGGAAUUUUAAGCAAACUGUAGCCCCUAUCCCAUGGGUAGGCAAACUAAGGCCCAGGGGCUGGAUCUGUCCCAAUCGCCUUCUAAAUCUGGCCCGCAGACAGUCUGGGAAUCAGUGUGUUUUUACAUGAGUAGCAUGUGUCCUUUUAUUUAAAAUGCAUCUCUGGGUUAUUUGUGGAGCCUGCCUGGUGUUUUUACAUGCGUAGAAUGUGUGCUUUUAUUUAAAAUCUCUGGGUUAUUUGUGGGGCAUGGGAAUUUGUUCAUUUUUUUUUCUUCAGAAAAUAGUCCGCCCCCCCGACUAG
Podarcis lilfordi (Lilford's wall lizard) is the source of this 4470-nucleotide messenger RNA. The record is from the annotation of a GenBank genome assembly. Lineage: Eukaryota; Metazoa; Chordata; Lepidosauria; Squamata; Lacertidae.